Molecule: messenger RNA, 408 nt
Organism: Apodemus sylvaticus (European woodmouse)
Lineage: Eukaryota; Metazoa; Chordata; Mammalia; Rodentia; Muridae
Product: 60S ribosomal protein L28-like
Biological process (GO): translation
Cellular component (GO): ribosome; cytosolic large ribosomal subunit
Molecular function (GO): structural constituent of ribosome
Source: RefSeq, a predicted model, not a curated record
AUGUCCACCCAUCUUCAGUGGAUGGUUGUUUGGAACUGCUCCAGUUUCUUGAUCAAGAGGAAUAAGCAGACAGACAGCACAGAGCCCAAUAAUCUGAAGGCUUGAAACUCCUUCUGCUACAACGUAAUUCACCACAAGACCAUCGGAGCGGAGCCCGCGGCUGAUGCCAAAGGGGCCGUGGUGGUUAUGAAACGCAGAUCCGGUCAGCGAAAACCUGCCACUUCCUCCAUGAGGACCACCAGCAACAAGAAUGCUCCGGCAACCCUCAGCAGCAGGCACGUGAUCCAGAAGGACAAAUACUGCCCUGAUCUGCGUAUGGCGGCCAUCCGCAGGGCCGGUGGCAUCCUUCGAGGCCAGAAGCCUGUGGUGGUGAAGAGGAAAUGGAUCUGCCUCACCAAGAGCUCCUGA